CCUGCCUCGUUCCGGUAUCGCCGGUAGCCAAUCAGGGCGGCGAGGGCUGUGUGGCGGAAGCUGGGCCUCGGCGGGGACGCGGCGCCAUGGCGGGCGGCUCGGCGGCGCGGGGGCUGCAGGCGCUGGAUGUUAGUGGUGCAGCAGAUAAGAUUAAUUUAAUACCGCAAGACUUUUUUGCAGAACUGUGUGAACAAAUAAUUCAACAUCUGAACCAUAAGAUCCCAGGUGUAAAUACAGCUGAGCUGUGUCAGAGAAUUCAAACGUCGGGGAUUGAGAUUAAUGUUGAUGACCUGGCAAAAAUAGCUAACAUUGUUUCUUUUCUAUUUAGCACAGCAGCCAGAAACAAUCUCUCUACAGAAGAACUCAUCACCACCUUGGGCAGUGCAGUGAGCGUGCUGCCAAAACAUGCAGUUCAAGUUAUUCGUCAUGUAUGGAAUGAAGAGGGUAAAUCGAUUGGUGUUUCAGAAGAUGCAAGAGAUAUGGCCACAGUGGGGCAGUUUGUAGAUAUUAAAUGGAAACUGGGAGUUGCGAUGAGCUCCGACAGCUGCAGGUCUCUGAAGUAUCCUUAUGUUACAAUGACAAUAAAAGUUGCAAACCCUUCAGGACAAAUAACAGACAGAUCUUUUGAAAUGACGAUCCCACAGUUCAAGAACUUCUUCAGACAGUUCAAGGAAAUGGCAGCUGUUCUUGAAACAGUUUGAAGAGAACUCUUAUUUACACUGAAUUUUGGACAGACUUAGAUCAAGUAAACUUUCUGUUCUGCACAGGGAAUAAAGUGCCAUUGUUUGACAAGGUAUGUAUCCUUGUCUUUUGAACAGGUAUUUGUCAGCAUCAUCCUUGCAUUGCUGUGAAGGUUUCUUCACUUUUGAGUGCUUGAAGCUAACUCUGCAGUGUUUGUGAAAAUACGCUCAGCUUUGUUCAUCCUGGUAGACAAACGAUCAGGAUGUGAAUGGAGAAGCAUCGCUGUAGACUUUCUAAUAUCCAAGAGUAAGAAACUACACAUUUAACUCUGUAGUGCAGAAAGACACCUGAAAAUGUUGACUGGGAAGAUAGAGAGAAGUGUAAAAUCCCAUGCUAACACUUUGUCUGUAAAAUUGAGAUGCACUUGAACUCAACAAUAUUAUUAAGUAUAAGGAAUAUAUGAAGUUACACGUAACAAGCAUACAGUUACUCUUGAAGAAUAUCGAUGUCAAGUAGUUAGCUACACAUAUUUGCAGACCUGGCUUCCAGUCUUCUUUUAGUAACUGGAGAAUGUGCUUAUCCUAACAGCUUUAUUAUUUCAAAUACUUAUUUCCUACCACUUAAGCUUAUAAAAACUGAGUUAAUGUAUUAAGCUUUUCUGGAGACCCAAAAUGUAUUCUCUGAAAUGAAGCCCUGAGGCUAAUUUUAAAUAAAGGUAGACAGGUGAAUUUAAUUCAAAAGCACUUUAAUAUAUUUUUGCUUUUGCAUUUAAUCCAACUCUCAUCUGUGGCAUUCUGCUUGAUGUUUUGAUUGGCAGUCUGCUUUCUAAUUAAAUUAGAAUAUUGGUGUAGUUGCCUCACUCCAAGCUCUGAACUAGAAGAGUCAAGAGGAAACUUGAAAAUUCAGGCUGGAAUGUUAUCCAAGCACAUCAGAGAAAGGACUACACUGAAAGUCAGCAAGGUUUCUUUGCUCGUUGUAUUGUGUGGCAGGAGUCCACUGGUCACUUGCUCUCAGAGAGUGUCCUAACCAGCAAAAUUUUAACUUUGAUUCUGAAGAAUGGGGGCUUUUCCAGAGGGCAAGUGAUAAACCCAGUGUGCUUGCAUGCUCUUUUUUUUUGUUGUUUCGCUUUUUCUUGAGUUUUCCAUAAACAGAAUACAAACUGCAAAAGUAAUGGGUUGUAAUAAAAACAACUGUUGCGUUUCAGGGUGUGCUGGUGGUGUAGUAGAGCAAGUAAAUCUGGAGAGAGAUGAUUCAUACUGAUAAGCAGACUGAAGUUUAUGCUGCAACUUCAGAAUGGUAGAGACUGAGAACCAGUUUUGUUGGGACAGAUCCUCAAGUGAUUUCAGGCCCCCUUAAGGGACAACACCUAUCUUUCUAACCCACUUACGUGGGGGUUUUUUUAGUAACUUUUUUAGAAGCUGGCUGAAAGUCACAGAUUCUGGUUAUGCCUGCCUUUUUGUGUCAUGAAAACAGACUGCAGCACGUUGAGUGUAUUGCAUGCAGCAACAGAUACACCCCCACUAUUUGGGCAUUACGCAUGGUGCAUAAAAGCAGUACUUGAGUUGCUUAGAAGCCUAAAUAAGCAAAACAGUGUUGGCUUUAACAACAGAUAGUAAAAGUUUCGUGCUGUGGCCAUUGCUCUGGAUGAUACUUCCUUUGUGCUGAUGAAGUCUGAAGAGUUUGCUUUGUGGCUGGGGAGAGGAGAUUACUCUCUUAUGGGGCCCUCAACAGAAUGUCACAAAACGGUUUCAGGAACAGACUUACCUUUUCCCUUGCCUGUAUGGAAGGGCUCGGGUCUGAACAUAGUACAAAUGUUCUUCCCUCUGUGGAAAAGUGAUGUGAGCAGCUGUUUUUUUGUUGGUUUGUUUGUUUUGUUUUUUUAAUUUGCACAAGUUGGAGUGGAAGGCUAAGUAUACUGGAAAACAUUGUCAUGCUUUGGCCUAGUAAAUGAAUUGGUUUACAUCAGUGCCAAGAGUUCCAGAAGAAUACUUUUUUAGUAAAGCUGGAGCCUUACAAAUACUUUGCAUUUGUUCUAAUGCACUUAAGUUCUUCAUAUAGCUUGAAAUAUUUGUGCCUUCAUUGGAACUUGAUGGGAAAGAUUUAAUUAAUGUCUUAACUUCUAGAAACAAUAGUUUAGUAGGCAGUGGAUGAUAAUGAUGAAACUUUGUUACCAUUUUUGCUUGGUCCAUCACCAAGAGGAGACAGUUGGCAGUCUUUGUUACAUAUUGUGAGGUCAGAUAUUCUAGAAAUAUUAAUGAAUAUUUUUGAAAUGUCUCUGAACUCCAGUAUGUGUUAACUCUGGAAGAUGCCUGGGCAUGAUUGUUAUACCAGCUUACUGUCUGAGAAUUUUCAGAGGUGUUUAUGGACAUCUAGGAGAUGUGAUUAAAAGUUGGCUAUGUACUCAAACUUCUGAGAUUUGUCUUGAUCACUAUCAGUAGGAAUUCCUGUGCUGAGUAAUGGAAGAAUUAAGUACUUUAAUAACAGAAAAAAAACCCUAACAAUUUGCAGGGUAGCAAUAUUGGCAUGUUCAAACAAGAUGUUGAAUUGUCUAUAUGUGCAGAAACCAGAUCUUUUCAAAGAGAAUCAGGAGUCCCUGUGUGUUCUUAAUCCUACUUGUUGAUUGAUAUGAAAUUGUACAACAUCAAUAUUUUUGUAAGUCCACAGUCAUUAAACAUAUAGGUAACAAAGAUAAAAA
Tyto alba (common barn owl) is the source of this 3376-nucleotide messenger RNA. It is a transcript of the gene COMMD6, whose product is annotated as COMM domain containing 6. Gene Ontology annotation, molecular function: NF-kappaB binding. The transcript is spliced from 7 exons. The record is from RefSeq and is a predicted model, not a curated record. NCBI's taxonomy places the organism in Eukaryota, Metazoa, Chordata, Aves, Strigiformes, Tytonidae. Bases 87 to 701 code for a protein of 204 amino acids.